Messenger RNA from Oncorhynchus tshawytscha (Chinook salmon), 573 nucleotides. Its product is annotated as claudin-10-like. Gene Ontology annotation, molecular function: structural molecule activity. Bases 1 to 573 code for a protein of 190 amino acids. The transcript has 4 exons. Gene Ontology annotation, cellular component: plasma membrane; bicellular tight junction. Lineage: Eukaryota; Metazoa; Chordata; Actinopteri; Salmoniformes; Salmonidae. Gene Ontology annotation, biological process: bicellular tight junction assembly; cell adhesion. The record is from RefSeq and is a predicted model, not a curated record.
AUGAGUGACAUGGUGACAGAGAUUUUGGCCUUUAUUCUGAGCACAUCUGGCUGGGUCCUGAUCUCCUCUACCAUACCCACGGAUUACUGGAAGGUGUCCUCUCUGGACGGCACGGUCAUCACCACAGCUACCUACUGGUCCAACCUGUGGAAGGCCUGUGUCACUGAUUCAACAGGAGUCUCCAACUGCAAGGACUUUCCAUCUAUGUUGGCACUGGACGGUUAUAUUCAGGCCUGCAGGGGUCUGAUGAUCGCUGCUGUCUGCCUGGGCUUCUUUGGUGCCGUCUUUGCCCUGGUCGGAAUGAAGUGCACCAAGAUUGGGGGAUCAGACCAAAGCAAAGCCAGAAUGGCUUGCUUCGCCGGGGUCAAUUUCAUACUCAGCGGUCUCUGCUCGUUGUCCGCAUGCUCCCUGUACGCACACAGAAUAACAUCUGAGUUUUUUGACCCCAUGUUUGUUGCUCAGAAGUAUGAACUGGGAGUUGCCUUGUUCAUUGGUUGGGCAGGAUCUAUCCUGUGUGUUCUGGGAGGGGGGAUAUUCUGCUUCUCCGUAGUAGAUACUUCCACUAGAAGGUGA